Messenger RNA from Megalops cyprinoides (Indo-Pacific tarpon), 3519 nucleotides. RefSeq names its product protein tyrosine phosphatase non-receptor type 3 (gene ptpn3). Gene Ontology annotation, cellular component: cytoplasmic side of plasma membrane; cytoskeleton; cytoplasm. Gene Ontology annotation, biological process: protein dephosphorylation. Bases 219 to 2987 code for a protein of 922 amino acids. Gene Ontology annotation, molecular function: cytoskeletal protein binding; protein tyrosine phosphatase activity. The record is from RefSeq and is a predicted model, not a curated record. Lineage: Eukaryota; Metazoa; Chordata; Actinopteri; Elopiformes; Megalopidae. The transcript has 26 exons.
AGUACAUCGCAGCUGCCUAAGCAAAGGGCGAACUGGGAGAGAGAACAUUUUGCUUCCUGGAAAUCUAACUAGCUGUUGACACCUGUUCUCGUUUUCCACGAAACCGUAUGGAUACAUUGCAUUCGACAAGGGGAACAGUUACAGUUUAAAAAGGACGAGAAAGAAAAAAAAACACCAAGGGGGAAAUUAUUGAUGCCUCAGCCUCUUCCUCCGGCGUGAUGAACUCCAGGUUUUGUGUUCUGGGAGGGAGGAUCGGGAACAUUGGGAUGUCGGAGCUCCCCAAAGACAAGACGAGGCCUGAAAUGGUGUGCCAUGUUCGAUUCCUUGAUGGCACCUCCCAGAGCUUCAAUAUUAGCAAGCAAGACACGGGUCAGUCUCUGCUGGACUUGGUGUAUAACCACUUGGGCCUGCUGGAGAGGGAGUUUUUCAGCCUCCAGCACUGUGAGGAGGCCUCCGACUCUCCUAGGUGGAUUGAACCCAACAAACCCAUCAAGAAGCAACUAAAGGGUCCCUUUCCUUCUUUUCUGAAUUUCCGUGUGAGGUUCUUCAUUGCGGACCCCAACUCCCUGCUGCAGGAACAGACCAGGCACUUGUAUUUUUUACAGAUCAAGAAGGACAUUCAGGAGGGAAGGUUAAGUUGUCCCCUCAGUUCUGCUGUUGUCCUUGCAUCCUAUGCAGUGCAGUCUGAACUCGGGGACCACUCCCCCUCUGAGCAUCCGCCGGGGUACCUCUCUGCCUGCCGCUUCCUCCCCGAGCAGGACGAAGACUUCCUCAUCAAAGUGGAGUCGCUGCACCCCCAACAUAAGGGCCUGAAACAGUCGGAAGCAGAACUGUGCUUCUUGAAUACAGCACGCACUCUGGAGUUCUACGGAGUGGAGGUGCACAGGGCCCGGGAUCCCAGCAACACAGACCUGCUGGUGGGGAUAGCUUCUGGGGGCGUGGCAGUCUUCCGCAAUACGAUCUGCAGCAACUUCUUUUCCUGGGUCAACAUCAUCAAGAUUUCCUUCAAGAGGAAGCGGUUUUUCAUACAGCUGAGGCAGAAGCAUGGGGAGACCAGGGACCACACGGUGCCCUUCAUCUUGCCCAACUACAGAGCAUGCAAGAACCUGUGGAAGUCCUGCGUGGAGCACCACACCUUCUUCCAGACCAAGAGGACCCUGCCUCAGGACAAGAAGCACUUCCCCAACUACUGGAGCCUGGGCUCCAAGAACCCAGCAAAGACAAUCAACAGCCAGAUCUACAGGAAGGUGAUGGGUGGUAUGGUGUGGAACCCGGUGCUGAGGAAAUCCCUCUCUGCUGAGCACCUGGAGACAAAGAGUCUUCCGUCUCGCUCCCCUCCCAUCACGCCCAACUGGAGAAGCCCCCGCCUGCGGCACGACGUCCGCAAGCCUCGCCACUCUUCCAUGGACAACCUGGCCAACGAGAUGAGCUACAUCACUGAGAGCGAGGACGUCUUCUACACCUACCGGGGCACACUCGGCUGCAAGGAGGGGGAUGGCAGGGCCCCCGCGGACCACUGCCACUCCCAAAAGCAAAUCCGCGAGGACAGCGCGGCCGAGGACGCAGCGCCCGAGCUGCAACGCUGCGAUGCGCUGUCGCAGCUAAGCAGCGACUCGCCGAGACCCGCCCCGCCCUCCCAGCACGGACCGGAGCCCCACCCCCACGAGAGCUACGAGAACGCCCCGUUGGACGAGACCAACGACUGGGACUCCCCGUAUUACGGUGACAAGAACGAAGUGAUUGAUGGCGAUCUCCUGCUGGUCCGGAUAGCCCCGGACCAAGAGGGCAAGUUUGGCUUCAACGUGAAGGGCGGCGUUGAUCAGAAGAGUCCCCUGGUGAUAUCACACGUGAGCGUGGACUCUCCGGCUGGGAAGUGCGUUCCUCAGCUGCUGGAAGGAGACCAGAUCGUCCUGAUCAAUGGGCGGGACAUCUCGGAGCACACCCACGACCAGGUGGUCAUGUUCAUCAAGGCCAGCCGCGAGUCCCACACCAAGGAGCUGGCGCUGCUGGUGCGAAGGAAAGCUGCAGGGGUCAGCUUGCGUAUGGAGCCCCAGCCUGCGUACGAGCUGGGCUGCCCCCUGCUGGCCGAGACCAUCCUGCCUCCCAUCCAGCAGUACGGAGGCACCCUGGAGGAGUCCAUGACCCAGCUGCAGAGAGGCCUUCAGACAGGGACUCUCCUCUUACAGUUUGAGCAACUGUACAGGAAAAAGCCUGGGAUGGCAGUGACAUUCGCGAAACUGUCCGAGAACAUGGAGAAAAACAGAUACAAAGAUAUCCUGCCCUAUGAUGACACCAGAGUGGUUCUGGAGCAAGAGGAGGAUGAUUAUAUUAACGCCAGUCACGUAAAGAUGGAGAUGCCCUCCGCGGGGAUGGUGAACAGCUACGUGGCGGGGCAGGGCCCCCUGCCUCACACCUGCAGGCAUUUCUGGCAGGCCGUGUGGGAGCAGCGUGCCUGUGUCAUCGUUAUGCUCACCACCCUGACGGAGAGAGGACGGCCAAAGUGUCACCAGUAUUGGCCAGACCCGCCAGAAGUGCGCGACUAUGGGUGUCUACAGGUCUGCUGCCACUCAGAGGAGUGCAACUUGGCCUACGUUUUUCGGGAGCUGACAUUAACCAACACCGAGAUGGGGGAGAAGCGGUCGGUCACGCACCUGCAGUACGUCGCCUGGCCCGACCACGGAGUCCCGGACGACCCCUCCGACUUCCUGGACUUUGUCAGCUUCGUGCGGCAGAAGAGGAACGGGACGGAGCCGCUGAUUGUCCACUGCAGUGCCGGGAUUGGGCGAACCGGUGUACUUAUCACCAUGGAAACGGCAAUGGAGCUAAUUGAGAAAGACCAACCCGUGUAUCCCCUGGAUAUCGUUAGGAGAUUAAGAGACCAGAGGGCCAUGAUGGUGCAGACAGGGAGCCAGUACCGGUUUGUGUGUGAGGCCAUCUUGCGGGUGUACCAAGAGAAGAAGCAGACUGCCCAAGAGGCUUACAGCUAGCCCCAGCAGAGCAUGGAAAUUUCCCCACACAUUUAUAAGCUCGCUCAGGAGAGAAGAGAGAGAUAUCCCAUGGACACUUGCAGCUGGCUCCAGGAGAGGAUGGAGAUUUCCCCCGGACAGUUAAAGCUCGCUCCAGGAGAGAGAGAGGAGAGAGAUUCUCCCCCCGGGCAUCUACUGCUAGCUCCAGGAGGGAGAAGAGUGAUUCCCCUUUCCCUGGACAUCUGGAGCUAGCUCCAGGAGGGGAUGGAGACUUUCCCCCAGACUGCCCACCCCGUCUGCAGGCAGGCGCUUCGACACACUGGGCCAGCAGGAGGGAUGGCCGUGCGUGUGUACCGACCCACCCAGAGCACACUGGAACCGCGGCACUUUACAGCGUAAACGGGAGUGUGGACAACACCACAGCCUCUUAUUUGUAGAAAUAGUCAAACACUAUGUAAUCCUACCUAUAUGUGCCAAGUACUGCUUCAACCACCAGACAUUCAUCUCCAUGUAAAAAGGGCACUGUUUUAAAUAAAUCCUGCUGAUCGAUUAA